This is a messenger RNA of Mercurialis annua (annual mercury), 1482 nucleotides long. Its product is annotated as AT-hook motif nuclear-localized protein 1. The record is from RefSeq and is a predicted model, not a curated record. The transcript is spliced from 5 exons. NCBI's taxonomy places the organism in Eukaryota, Viridiplantae, Streptophyta, Magnoliopsida, Malpighiales, Euphorbiaceae. Gene Ontology annotation, molecular function: minor groove of adenine-thymine-rich DNA binding. Bases 184 to 1155 code for a protein of 323 amino acids.
AAAAUUAUGUUCUUGGUUUUUAAAAUUUAAGCUUACAAGUUUGGUUCAAAAAUUUCAUCUUUAAUUUCUUUCCUUAUAAAGAUCAAACUUUGUGUUAUUUCUUGAUGAUUUGAGCUUAAAUUUGAAAAUGGGUAUUAACUAAAAUCAUAAAAAUAAAUUUUUUAGAAGGGUUUAAGCAAAAAAAUGGAAGCAAGAGAAACAGUAAGUAAUAGUGGUGGUGUUACAGUGGUGGGAUCCGAUGCUCCGUCGAGCUACCAAAUAGCUCCAAGGGCCACCGACAACCUUAACUCAAUCCCCGGAUCCACCCCUCCUCCACCGCAUGCGGUGGCUGUUCCGCCGCCGUCCACGGUGGCUCCGGCGGUCUAUCCGAUGAUGACUUUGAAGAAGAAGAGAGGGAGGCCAAGAAAGUAUGGCCCGGACGGCUCAGUCACAAAGGCACUAUCUCCGAAGCCGAUAUCGACGGCGGCUCCUGCACUGCCGCCGGUGAUUGAUUUUUCAGCUGAGAAGCAUAGGAAGAUAAAGCCGGUGAGCAAGACAAAGUUUGAAGUGGAGAAUUUAGGUGAAUGGGUUGCAUGUUCUGUUGGUGCUAAUUUUACACCUCAUAUUAUUACUGUUAAUGCAGGCGAGGAUGUUACAAUGAAGAUUAUAUCAUUUUCUCAACAAGGACCUCGAGCUAUAUGCAUUCUCUCUGCAAAUGGAGUGAUCUCAAGUGUUACACUCCGGCAGCCUGAUUCCUCUGGGGGCACAUUAACAUAUGAGGGUCGCUUCGAGAUACUGUCUUUAUCUGGUUCAUUUAUGCCCACAGAGAGUGGAGGAACAAGAAGCAGAUCCGGUGGAAUGAGUGUUUCGUUAGCAAGUCCGGAUGGACGUGUAGUAGGUGGUGGAGUUGCAGGUCUGUUGGUAGCUGCGAGUCCUGUGCAGGUUGUUGUAGGCAGUUUUCUGUCCGGAAACCAGCAUGAGCAGAAACCAAAGAAGCCGAAGCCCGACAACAUAACUAUCACAACAACAACUGCAGCAAUGGCAAUUCCUAUGUCUAGCUCCGAUCCAAAAUCCAACCUCCCACAGUCAACAUUUCGCGGAGAUAGCUGGUCAGCAAUAGCAACAGAUACAAGAAAUAAGCCAACCGACAUCAACGUGUCUCUGCCAGCAAGUUAACUAGGUUCUCCUCAGUUGGUGCGCUGCAAGGUUUGUCGCUGACAAUGACAGAAUUCUCUCGUCGAAGCUCACCUCAUAAGUUGCCAGUAAAACUUAUUGAAUAUCUUAUUAUUGUUGUAAUGUUUAUUUUACCCCAUUUCGGUUCGGGUAGAAUUUUUUAGAUAGUUAGCUGAUUAGGUAGGCUGUUGCUGCUGUUGUUGUGUUGUCUUGUAGAAUAGUAUUUGAUGUAAUUUUCAAAUCUAGAGCUGCCUUUCUUCGAAUUGGUGAAUUUGUGUCUGAAAAUUGUUGUUGUUACUAAUCCUUAAGUGCACUAUUUCUGUUAUCCUA